Octodon degus (degu) is the source of this 2401-nucleotide messenger RNA. RefSeq names its product DEAD-box helicase 56 (gene Ddx56). The coding region runs from base 433 to 2073 and encodes 546 amino acids. NCBI's taxonomy places the organism in Eukaryota, Metazoa, Chordata, Mammalia, Rodentia, Octodontidae. The record is from RefSeq and is a predicted model, not a curated record. The transcript is spliced from 14 exons. Gene Ontology annotation, molecular function: nucleic acid binding; RNA helicase activity; ATP binding.
AUUCUACUGAGCCAUCUCCCCGGCCCCCAAAUUUACUAUCUUAAUAGCUCCCAGUAAGGGCAGAACUCUGAUACCUUUGUUAUUACGCCGGAGAGAACUCUGGCCCGGAGACCUGCAACCUCUGCGCGGGGCCCGACCGCGGCCAGGCCUGGGGUCUCUAGACCUCCGCCCUCCCCUACGGGCAGUGUAAACAGAACCACGCGGCGAAAGCCCCAGCAACUCGAAGCUACCGGUCGGAAGCUACGGGGACCCCGGGCCGGGCGGCACCGGGCGCUGCGCAGCCGCGGACCGCCGCUGAGAUGCCGGAAGCUCACGCGCCAGCUCUUCCGGGGAGUGCCGGUUUCUUGGAAGCUGAUUGGGCGAUGUCCCGCCGCCCCGCCCCCGUGCGCUCGCGUCAUUCCGGCUGCGCGUGCUCGCUGUCAGUGAGGAGCCAUGGCCGAUCUGGAGAGUCUGGGCUUCGAACACAUGGGCCUGGACCCCCGGCUCUUGCAGGCUGUCGCCGACUUGGGCUGGUCUCGGCCCACGCUGAUCCAGGAGAAAGCCAUUCCGCUGGCGCUGGAGGGGAAGGACCUGCUGGCUCGGGCGCGCACGGGCUCCGGGAAGACGGCCGCGUAUGCUAUCCCGAUGCUCCAGCUGCUGCUUCACCGGAAAGCGACAGGUCCUGUGGUGGAACAGGCUGUGAGAGCCCUUGUCCUUGUUCCUACCAAGGAGCUGGCUCGGCAGGCUCAGUCCAUGAUUCAGCAGCUGGCUGCCUAUUGUGCUCGGGAUGUGCGGGUGGCCAAUGUGUCAGCUGCGGAAGACUCAGCCUCACAGAGAGCUGUGCUGAUGGAGAAGCCAGAUGUGGUCGUGGGGACCCCAUCCCGCAUAUUAAACCAUUUGCAGCAGGACAACCUGAAACUGCGGGACUCCCUGGAGCUGCUGGUGGUGGAUGAAGCUGACCUUCUGUUUUCCUUUGGUUUUGAGGAAGAACUCAAGAGUCUUCUCUGUCACUUGCCCCGGAUUUACCAAGCUUUUCUUAUGUCGGCUACUUUUAAUGAAGAUGUGCAGGCCCUCAAGGAGCUGGUACUGCAUAAUCCGGUUACCCUGAAGUUACAGGAGUCCCAGCUUCCAGGGCCAGGCCAGUUACAGCAGUUUCAGGUGGUCUGUGAGACUGAGGAAGACAAGUUCCUGCUGCUGUACGCCCUGCUCAAGCUGUCACUGAUUCGCGGCAAGUCCCUGCUCUUCGUUAACACCCUGGAGCGGAGUUACCGGCUCCGACUCUUCCUAGAACAGUUCAGCAUCCCGACCUGUGUGCUCAAUGGCGAGCUCCCUCUGCGCUCCAGGUGCCACAUCAUCUCUCAGUUCAACCAAGGCAUCUACGACUGUGUCAUAGCAACGGAUGCUGAAGUUCUUGGGGCUCCAGCCAAGGGCAAGCAGCGGGGCCGAAAGGCCAAAGGAGACAAAGCCUCCGACCCCGAGGCAGGUGUGGCCCGGGGCAUAGACUUCCACCAUGUGUCUGCUGUGCUCAACUUUGACCUGCCCCCCACCCCCGAAGCCUAUGUCCAUCGGGCUGGGAGGACAGCGCGCGCCAACAACCCCGGCAUAGUACUGACCUUCGCGCUGCCCGAGGAGCAGUCACAGCUAGGCAAGAUCGAGGAGCUUCUCAGUGACGAGGGUGAGGCUCCUGCCCUGCUUCCCUACCAGUUCCGCAUGGAGGAGAUCGAGGGCUUCCGCUAUCGCUGCAAGGAUGCCAUGCGCUCAGUGACAAAGCAGGCCAUCCGGGAGGCGCGGCUGAAGGAGAUCAAGGAGGAGCUCCUGCACUCGGAGAAGCUCAAGACAUACUUUGAGGAUAACCCCCGGGACCUGCAGUUGCUCCGGCACGACCUGCCCCUACACCCCGCGGUGGUGAAGCCACACCUGGGUCAUGUCCCUGACUACCUGGUCCCUCCAGCGCUCCGUGGCCUUGUGCGCACCCACAGGAAGCGGAAGAAGCCGUCCUCUGGCAGGAAGGCUAAGAAGGUGAAGACCCAGAAUCCACUGCGCAGCUUCAAGCACCGAGGGAAGAAACCCAAACCUACGGCCUUACCAUCCUGAGGCCACCAGGCCGUGGCACGGGAAGGGAGCUCCGUGCCCAGCACACCACAUGCCCGGCACUGUGUUGGGCACACAGACUCUGGGGACUGGGCUGGCACUGCCAGGCUGUCUAACCCCAAGAUUCCAGCUGCGCAUGGUGACGUGCCUGUGGUCCCAGCUGCUCCAGGGGCUGGUGGAGGAGGGUUGUGAACUGGACGUUGGCCUGAGCGACGUAGAGAGACCCUGUCACAGAAAGAAAAAGGGCUGGGGGUGUAUUGAGGUAUAGAGCCCCAGGGUUCCACCCCAGUAUUGUGAUAACAAACCAACUGAAUAAACCUCUUCCACCUGA